AUGUUUUUCUCGAUUUUUAUAUACAUAGAGCCAAUAGAAGAAUAUCCAACAAUCGAGCUUUCAUCUGAUAUGACACAGUACAGUGAUAUGAAAAAGUAUAUAACAAAUGAAACCUCCGAAAUCUUCGAUCCAUACUCAAAUUACCCCAAUUAUGACACAAUUACCGAAGAAAAUUUUACCGAUACAUAUGAUGUCUCACACUUAAAAUUUUUAUAUAUCGGAAAAGGUUUUAAUGAUACAAAUUUAUUAAUUAAUAAAUCAUACGACAGUACAUAUGAUGUUAUUGUUGGACAGAAUUAUACAAAAAAUGAUCUUUCUGAAGAAUACUACGAAGGCACCGGUUCUAUUUCAAUCGCAUUGAGUGAAAGUUUUUCUAGGUUAACUGGUGCCAAAUUCAGCUAUUUUUGGGUUAAAAAUGUUAAGGAGAUGGAUACAUUCAUAGGUGGAUUUAGGAAUUUAACUAAAAAAGAAGCAAAUUUUGAUAUUAUUGUUAUGUCAAUGUUUCGAGAAUUUUUUACAAUUGUGAAUAAUACCGGAAAUAACCAAAUACCAAUGCUUCCUUUUUAUAGAUAUGACAAAUGGGAUAAUUGCAUUUCUGAACUCUUAGAUAAAUAUGACCAAACAAUAUUCAUCAUACGCUCAGGUGACUACGGUGUCCUUUCUGUAGAUGCCCAGUACUUCAGUCUCCUUUAUCUGCCACAAACGUUUAUAAUCGGAGCAAGUUCAACGUCAGGAAGCUCCACAUUCACAUCCCAAUGGUCAUCAGGAACUCUAGCAUGCGUUACGUCCGGCGCUAGUGACACUUUGACCUUUGGUCCGGCAAGAUUCUUUCCGAAAAUCACUGUAGCAAGCUCUUUCGGAGGAGAUCGAAAAGGAUUCGGGUCAAAUACAGCAGCAUCUAUUUUUGCAUCCGUUGUUGCUAUGAUGAAAACAAAAUUUAAAGAUAAAUAUAAAAUUGACUAUCGUACAGUAUUAUAUGCAGUUGCGCUUUCAUCAACAAUCAUUGAUAGUUCUCAUCCCUUAUGGAUAACGAAUAAUGCUAGUAUUUCAUUUAAUCCCGCAUACGGUUACGGUAGAAUUGAAUAUACGAAGCUUAUAAGUGAAACUCUGAUAAAACAUGUUGAUGAAGUCAAAGGAAAUUUUAUAAAUAAAACAAUCUACGCAGAUUACGAUGUAAAAUUAUUCACAAUUACUUUUGCAGGCGAAGAAGAAAGGAAUUUUACUUUUGAUUUCCCAGAAGGCGAUAUGAAAAGAGUAGAAACAGUUUCAUUUAUUUUCCAUUUGAGACAUUUCUAUUAUUCAGAUUUACAUUUCACUUUGACAAGUCCAAUGAAAACAAAAGCAGUCUUAAGAUCUGGUGCAAAGGGUGAACGAUUUAGUGAAGAGAAGAAACAUCUUGAAACAAUGGAGUUCGUUAUUUUAUCUCGUGAAUUUUUCGGUGAAAAACCAAAUGGCACAUGGACAAUUUCAGUAAAACAUUGGAACUAUGUACCUGUAGAUGAAAUCUGGGGAAUGAAACUGAACAUCACAGGAUCAGAUAGUGAUAAAGAAUUAAAUAUUAAUAAGACAAUUUCAACUAGAAAACCAUUUUCAAAUGAAAAAGCAAAAUCAACAAUAAAAUUCUCUGAUAAUCAAAAUAAACCAAGACAAUGCAUGGAGAAAGUGUCUGUCAAUUUCAAUUUAUCCGAUCUUGGUAAUGUAUCUAGAGAAUAUAAUGAUAGUUCUACUUCAGAAGAAAAAGAUAUUCGUUAUUUAUCAUUUUAUCUUAGGAGUUUUAAUGAAACUAAUGGAACAGAUUCUGAAAGAAUAUUUGAUCUCAGACCGAAAAAGAUUAAUCUAUCUAGAGAUAAAAAUAAACCAAUAGAAUACUCAUUCUACCCUCCAUGUAUACUGAAAGACUGA
Messenger RNA from Trichomonas vaginalis G3, 1902 nucleotides. RefSeq names its product proprotein convertase subtilisin/kexin-related family. The record is from RefSeq and is a predicted model, not a curated record. NCBI's taxonomy places the organism in Eukaryota, Parabasalia, Trichomonadida, Trichomonadidae. The coding region runs from base 1 to 1902 and encodes 633 amino acids. The transcript has a single exon. Gene Ontology annotation, molecular function: serine-type endopeptidase activity. Gene Ontology annotation, cellular component: membrane. Gene Ontology annotation, biological process: protein processing.